CUGACAGCUGACAGCGACUAAAAAUACGUGACAUUAUUUUAUUUAAUACAUAUUUUCGAAUCAAAGAAUUAUUUGAUUUCAGUUUCAACUUUCAGUCACCCCGUAAAUUUUAUGUUUCAUUGAAUUACUCUUAAACAAAUAAUAAACUCCUUUGUAGAUGGUGUCCUCUUCUCAAAACGACGACUUUAAAAUCAUUCAGUUAGUUUCCUAUUCCCAUUUAUAAAAAACAUUCUAUUGUAUUUAAUAUAAUGGCUGAGGAACCAAAACCAGUUAACGAAGAAGAUUUAAGGGAGUUAAAGGAAAGGAUGAAAUUAAUCGUAGAUGCGGAUCCAGGCCAGUACCACAACGAUUAUUCAUUGAAGAGAUAUCUACGAGCGUUUAAAACUAUCGACAAUGCAUUUCAGGCCAUAUUAAAAACAAAUAAAUGGAGAGUCGAAUAUGGUGUAUCUGACUUGCAUGAAAACAAAGAACUAAUAGAAAAAUAUAAAGACAAAGCUAGAGUUCUAAGGCACAGAGAUAUUGCUGGGAGGCCAAUUGUUUACAUCCCAGCUAAAAAUCACAGCUCAAGUGAUAGAAACAUUGAUGAGCUUACAAAAUUUAUUGUAUAUUGUUUGGAAGAUGCCAGUAAGAGGUGUUUUGAAGAAGUGGUGGAUAAUUUGUGUAUCGUUUUUGACUUGAAUAACUUUACUUUGUCCUGUAUGGAUUACCAAGUCUUGAAAAAUUUAAUUUGGCUCCUUAGUAGACAUUACCCAGAGAGACUUGGAAUUUGUCUCAUUAUUAAUGCUCCAACAUUUUUUUCUGGUUGUUGGGCAGUUAUAAAAGGAUGGCUUGAUGAAAACACAUCAAGAAAAGUUACGUUUGUGAACUCUGAAAUGGAACUCUGUCAAUAUCUUAUACCAGACAUCCUGCCCACCAAUAUUUAAUGAAGGUAUUUUAAAUAUACUAUAGUUAUUAUGUAUUUAAAAAAAUCAAACUUAGCCAUACUGUUAUGCUUGCAAUAAGUUAUUGAUGUUUAUACUAGUCACCUACCUAAUAACAUACACUAUUUAUAUACUGCUGUCUUAAUUGCUGUUUUUAAGUAAAAAUCUAUAGACAAGGAGAAAAUAUGACUAUUUAUUAAAAUAAAAAUCACACGUGUUUUGAAGAUUUUGGAUACUAAGAGGUAUGGAUUCGCUUAAAUAAAUAGCCUAGUCUUGGAAUCUUAUUACUUUUUCAAAAUUUAAUAGCGAAAUUAUAUAAUUUGCAGGCCUACUAUUAGGUAUAAUUUCAGUCAUAUCACAUAAAUGAAUUAAGUUGUUAUUUUAUCAGACAGUUAUAUAAGUAAAAGAAAAAUGAAAUUAAAAUAGUUCCAAUAUAGUAUUCUAUUACUUACUAUUAACUUAAGUACAAGUGGUACAAUGUAAGUUGUUGUAUUUCAUUAAAAUAGAUAUGUAAGAAUUACGUACAUUUUGCUUUAUUUCAUAUUUUUUUUACAAACUAACUAAUGCCUGAUAAUAAGUACCUGAUAAGUAUGUCUUGUGAUUUGUUUGUAGCAUCAUUCCAAAAAUAAUACAUAAAAAAAACAACAAUAUUACCAUUAAAUUAUAAUGUAUAUGAAAGCUCAGUGAAUGUUACUAUACAAAUUGUACUGUAAUUGUAUAAGUACAUCAGUAGAAACUAUGUAAAAAAUAUAUAUAUUUAACUUCAGUUGCUGUAAUCAUGCUUUAUUUUAUGUAAUGUAUAAUAAUAAACAUAUAUGUAAUUGAUAUAUUUUAUUAAAUAGUUUGAUAUUUUAUGUUAGUUUAUUUUAUACUAGCUGAUGUCCUCGACUUUGUCCACAUGCAUUAAGGUUAUUAAAAAUCCUGUUUCAACUCUUUCAUUUUCCGGGAUGAAAAGUAGCUAUGAUUCUCUCCAGGUCUUUAACUAUACCCAUACAAUUGCGACGUGAUUAAAGGACAAACCAAUAACAACAAAAAACACACUUUCGUAUUUUUAAUAAGGGUAGUGAUUGUUUAGGCUAUUAAAUUUUACUCUGCCGUCAUUCAUAAUAAUUUAUGACUUAUUUAUUUGUGACAGUUUUUUUAAUUAAUUAUACCAGUUUUUAUUCAAUUAAAAUAGGUACCUAAAUAAAUUUCUUUUGCAAUGUUGCAAUUUAAUAAAUUAGUAUAAGUUCUGAAGAUUAACUUACUAUUCUGUUACUAUAUUAUUAACGUAGUAUUAGUUAUACUAUUAAUAGUAUUCUGUGGUUAUGCUCUAAUUACAACAGGGUACUCUGUGUAUAAAAAAUAUAUAGUUAAGUAAAUAUAUUUAUUUGAAAAAAUUCA
Maniola jurtina (meadow brown) is the source of this 2303-nucleotide messenger RNA. Its product is annotated as CRAL-TRIO domain-containing protein C3H8.02. Bases 249 to 923 code for a protein of 224 amino acids. The record is from RefSeq and is a predicted model, not a curated record. The transcript is spliced from 4 exons. Lineage: Eukaryota; Metazoa; Arthropoda; Insecta; Lepidoptera; Nymphalidae.